Molecule: messenger RNA, 2739 nt
Organism: Ceraceosorus bombacis
Lineage: Eukaryota; Fungi; Basidiomycota; Exobasidiomycetes; Ceraceosorales; Ceraceosoraceae
Source: the annotation of a GenBank genome assembly
AUGAGCGGUGAAGAGCGCAGGUCGGCGGAUGGCGCUGCGAGCGAUAGCUCAGAGGUACCCUCUGCAACACACAAUACUACCACGACCACAUCGUCAGUACCAAGUAAGCUGAGACAUGGUCGCAAGCCAAUGUACGACUCUGAUGCCUCGGCCGAUGGGCUCGAUCCAGCUGUGGAUGACGAAGAGCUGGAGAGAGGAGGCGCUCCUGCUGAAGCGCAGGCACACGAGGCGGACCCUCUGUUGAGAACGAGCAACUCUCGGCGGCAAUCGGGUGGACUGUUCGCGAACGUCUCGCAGAGGUGGUCGGACUUCUUUCACUCUCAGACAGGUGGUCGGGGCUCAGUACGAAGGGGAAAGAGGAGAGAUCUUGGCAGCGCCACCUCAGCAAGACGCGUCUCGAGUGGGAGCAAUUCGCCGAGCUCGUUUGCCGUCUUUCGAGCGAACCAUCCUGCCCUCCUCCGUGCUCUCUGGGUGCUCCUUGGAUUGAUUGCAGCAGUCAUCUUGUUGAUCGUUGUAGCUUUGGUGCACCUAUUCACCGUCACCCUGAAGGCGCCGGACGCGGACGCGCAAGCCCAGAUCUUGGAUCAAAGUCUGCUCGUAAAAGGCCCUGAUGCUGUCUCUUUACUCAACAUCAGCGAUGCCGGCUUGCUCGUGCGCAUUGACGGUCGUCUCGGCAUCGACCCCGACACCGCCCUGGAUCUUUGGCUGGGACAGCGCACAGAGGCUAGCUGGUGGUCCCGCAAAGAUCGCAGCAUCGUCGAAUGGGCACUCGGCAAGAUGGGCGGAGUGCGCGUUGAAGUAGGGCAGUUGCAAUUUGCGGAACCGGACUGGGCUUUGGAUCUGGAGGAGAAGUACCUCGAUCUCAUCCCUUCUGACUCCAAGCGGCAUUCUUCAAGCGAUGCACUUUCGAAGUCCGCCGAGCUCAUCACUUUCGGCUUAGACGGCAGGAGCGUUCGGUCGAAGCCAAACACACAUCCGCCACAAGAUUUGAUGUCCUUUCACAUCGACCCCAUCAUCGUGCCCUUCCCUCAGCUGCGCUCGCGUCUCGAUGAGAGCCAAUCUCGCGAUAACAAGACGCAUCGAGCUCACCAAGAGCUUCGCCCUCUCAAUCUAACGCUGCUCCUUAAGCCUGUCUCGCCUGCUCCGUACCUCAUGGAGGUCGCGAAGGCAGCCAUCAAGCAGCGCAAAGCCACGCUUGACAUCAAAGUUGCUAGCCUGAAUGUCAGAGGGCUGGGAAAGCGUGAGCUCAACCGAGGAGAUGUCAAGGGAGGAAGAUGGAAUGUACCUGGGUGGAUCAAUCUCGGGCAAGGUGACAUUCGCAAGCGUAUCAGUCAGCGAGGUGAGUGCUGCAUGAGCUGCCUUCAUUGGAACCCCUUCUGAUCUGUCAUCACGCGCACAGUUCCCAAGCUCAAAGACUCAAACAGCACGUCCGACUUGCUCGACCUGCAGCGCUACGAGUUCUUCGAGAUUGGAUCCGAAGCCAUCAAGGAUGCUGCUUCAGUGCUGGCUUCUCGCGCGCUGGGCAUCAAAGCUUUUGCCAAAGCGAAAAACCCGUUGGGCGACUUGCUACACGGUCACGUGCGCUACAACUUGCCUUUCGGCGCGUUUCUGCCACUUCCGAAGACGGAAAGCACUGGUCUAAGCAGUGCCGGUCAAGAGGACGCGACCUUGUUGGCAGUGAUCGCUAGCGACCCCUUGGAGCUGACUGGGGCACCCAAUAUUUCUCUAUCGCUGCAAGGCCGUGUCGUGCCGCCAGCAGACGGUAUCGGUGAAAGCGCGGAGACUAGCGGCGAUGCGUACACCAGCGUGCCGGGUGCUGGACAGGCCGCAUUCGGCGUUGCGGAGGACGGUCCGGCUCGCACCGCUGAAACGCCUGCUCAAGCAGCACUUUCCAAUUUCCUCAGUCGCUUCUUGCGCGGAGACCCAAAUACAGUCCUCGUAAGGGGCGGAUCGCCUUUCGCCGAAGGUGACCCACAGAACGAUCCGACUCUUCCUGGAGGCGGAUCGCGCCUGCCAGAGUGGCUUGAUGGGGCUCUGCGGUUGCUCGAUCUGCCAAUCAAUUUCCCGGGUAGCAAAGUGACGGAUCUGAUAAAAAAUGUCACCAUCAACGACCUGAAAAUCACGCCGCAUCCAUUUGAGAAAGAAAAGCUGGUAUGCUCCGGUGUCGUGAUGGGCGAGAUGGCGCUUCCGGGCCAGCUCGCGACGAUUGACGUCCAGAUCACCCACCUCUGGCCGGACAUUCUGGUCUUUGACGGCAAGCCGCCUUCCAUGCGGCACGGAGACGAUGAUGACGACGACGGCGAUGAUGACGACGAUGAUGGGCUCUCUCACUCACGACAAGGUCUACGCUCUUCUACUGAGGAUCCAGAACCACCCGAGCCUUUGCCCUCGCCCUUGCCCAAGCACGCAUUCGGGAGGGUUCGGCCGCACAACUACACAGAGGCCAAGACUUAUAUCGAUCCGACGGACCCGAAGAAGCAGCGCAAGCUGUUGCGCUCGGAGCUCAAGGACGUGCCCAUCACUGUGCUGGAUGGCCGUGGCAAAGAAUUCAGAGCCUACACUUGGAAGUUGGUGACUGGGGAAGGCGCACUGACGGGCAUCGAAGGCAAGGCCAAGGCCAAGAUUUGGAAUUCUGGACUUGGACACCUGACGCUGCAGAAUUUACCAGUCAAGGGAGCGUUCAUGGUAGGCAAGCGCGGCGGAGGCGAUGAUGAUGAUGACGACGACGACUUGUCCUAA